CUUCCCUAUCUGCAAAAACCUAAUUUCUCUUAACUCACCUUGAGCUUCCGCCGCGCCGCCUCUUCCUUCAUCGCCUCUUCGUCACUGUCUUCGUCACCGCUUGACUCACCGAGUCACCGACGAAGCUUACUCUCUCUCACUCUCUUUCACCGACUCUGUUUACUCUCUCACCGACACCCCUACUCACCGCUUCCAUCGCCUCUUUCAUCUCAGAGAUUUCACUCGUGAUUUGCAUCACACCUGAAAUUGAACACCAGUUCUUCAAGUCCGACAGAGACAGACACCAUCAGCUUUCAUAUUCAAGACUGUCGGACAAUUUGAGGUGAAGACACAGUUCUCCAAGCUGAACCGCAACGCAGCAUCUUCCGGCGGCAGCCAACGACGAGGAUAUAUUUCUCUACCUCUUUAUCCGGUAAGGUUACUUCAUUUUAUCUCUCUCUUCUCGCCUUUUAUUUAUUUAUUUACUUUUAAUCUCACAAAUUUCAAUCUCUUGUAUGCAUCUUUUUUUUUUUGCUAUAAUUCUUAGAAUUUAUUGUGCAUUUCUAUUUUUACGUUUGUUUACGAUUUUUUAAAAUUUUUUUUCGAAACUUUGUGCUGGAUCUACUGGUAUAUAGUUACUGCUAAUUAAUUUUUGGUAGCUUUCUGCUGGACUUUGGGUUUAGGGUUUUGCAUAGGCUUUCUGUCGUGAUUCGUAACUGGAGCCUAAGAAAUCCUUUUUGACAGAAAGCAGAUAUCAUUCUCCCCAACUUUUUGGGUGGGUGAAGUAACUAGUAAUUUUCUCUUGAACAUAAAAAAGAGAAAGGAAAAAAAAAUACCACUGGAAAACCAUGAAUUAUUAAUUCGUGCAUUAACUGGAGAAAUCACAACAAAUUGAAAAAUGAGAUAAUAUAUUUAUAAUGGACUUGUGGAUCGAAUCGGAUUGACCCGAUCACAGCCAGCCGAAUUUUGGAGAAACCGGACUCGACUUCGUCGAACAUUAUAAAGAAUUCCAGCGACCCGACCGGAUUAUCCUGGCCGUCGACGAUUCAACUCCCAGCCCAAUGAAGGAGGCCACGCGCCUUACAUGCUAUUUACCCAUAAUCAUUGUAUUGGCAGCAGAUCUAUGUGUGGGCAUCAGAUUCUCCGCCCAGUUAUCGGAGGGUUCAAUUACAGACACAGCCAAUCAACAACAGCUGCAAACAGCGGUUUUUGCUCUAGGAAGCUUCUGGAGAUCGGAGGCGGUGUUUGGCUGCUUGGAUGGGGUAGUGCGUACGACUGUCGGCUAUGCCGGUGGAUCCAAAACCAAUCCCGAGUAUCGGAGCUUAGGUGAUCACGCUGAAUCUGUUCAGAUGGAUGGUCUUCGGAUUCCUAACAAAGACUUGGCUGACCUCACACCUCAUUUUGUUUGGUCCAAGGCUGAAAUGUUGCAGCUGAUGAAGCAGAUGACGAAGGGUAGAAAAGAUAAUCUUUUCCUUCGAAAACAUUGCUGGCAUAUGAUGUUGGCUCAACCAGCCCAAUAUGUUAUGGAAGCAGGGAAUAAGAGGCUCUCUGUUUAAUAGGAUAAAGAGGUAUCUGACCAUUCGGAUGUAGAUAGGAAGUUCAGAUGCACAAAAACUCUCAUCUAUUCGGAGAAAGAUUAUGGGGAGGAGGUUCGGGAGAAUCAACAAGGACUUCUACAGCCACCAAACAUCCUACAAAGAGGCACUGCGUAGGAAAAAGGAAAGGAAUAUUUUUGUUGUGAAGCCACACGAGGUCUCGUACAACAGGCAAUUUGCUCUACUGUCGGGCUUUAACAACAUUGCUACUGGACAGAUAUACAAAAUAGAAGUUUGGUCUCAUGAGCAUAUGUGGUUCUUGAGCAGAUUCAAGAAAUCAGGAUUAGUGAAUGCAAAAGUAUAUAUAAUUCCUGAUCCGACUGAGAGGCAUUAUAUCACUUAUUUUGAUCCUGAAUCAUUGGCUCGAAAGAUACACGACAUGGGGUUCUUGGUUGUAUCCGAUGACUGGCACUUGUAUGGCCUUGAUACUCGUCUGCUAUAUGAGGAUCUCCAUGCAUUUGGGGAACCAUUGUCCCACUCCGUUUACUUCAAUGGCACUCCAAAAACCUAUAAAAAAUGGUAAAGAAUCACCCCUCCUCUCUCUCAUCUCAGUUGGCACAAGGAGUGGAUAGAGUAUGCUGACCUGAAAAAACAGGCUUACAAUUUUUGUAGAUAUUUUGAGAUACAGGCCUACAAAUUUUGUAGAUUUUUCCAUCUUGAAAAAACAGGCUAGUUUCUGGCGAAGUUCUUACUGCUUAGCCUACUGCACUGUCCAGAAGCCAAGAAGAGUUUACAUUAAGGAAGAUGAAAACGUUAACAAUG
This is a messenger RNA of Coffea eugenioides, 2336 nucleotides long. Its product is annotated as peptide methionine sulfoxide reductase A5-like. NCBI's taxonomy places the organism in Eukaryota, Viridiplantae, Streptophyta, Magnoliopsida, Gentianales, Rubiaceae. The record is from RefSeq and is a predicted model, not a curated record. Gene Ontology annotation, molecular function: peptide-methionine (S)-S-oxide reductase activity. Gene Ontology annotation, cellular component: cytoplasm. Bases 1041 to 1535 code for a protein of 164 amino acids. Gene Ontology annotation, biological process: cellular response to oxidative stress. The transcript is spliced from 4 exons.